AAGAAGCUUCCGCGCAGCUCUAAUCGUUCCCCGCGGUAGCAUCAUGCUAUGGCAAACUGCAGCAAUAUGCGAUUCGCAAUUUGCGCGUCAAUCACGAGGGAGCUCUGCCGAGCCUCCAGUAGAUCAUUCUUAAUGCACGCAGUAUAUAUAUAAAGGGGGCAGGCGGCCCAUUUCUAAUUCCUACUCGGCCGUUUCCCUCUCCUCUCUCUCCUUUGUGUGAGCUUCAAGCCAGUUUCCGAUUAAGGGAUACGAGCGGAGACCGGAAACCUCAAUUGGGGAAACAAUGGAGCUCAUAACUUUGUUCCUCACAGGAUCUACGCUCCUGCGUUCCGCAUUCGCCAUUCAGCCGGCGCGCCAACCGCACCAGCCCACCGGCAACGGCGAGAAGAUCCUGACGUGGAACGAGACGGUGGCCAGCAACCAAUUCGGCGCGCGGUCCACGUCCGUCAGCUGGCUCUCCGGCGGCGAAGACGGGCAGUACAUAUACGCCAGCGACGACAGCGGGGCGCUGAUCCUCGAGAACUUCGUCACGGGCGAGAGCGCGACGUUCGUCGCCGCCGACCUGAUCCCCGACGACGUAUACGAUUACUGGAUCCGGCCGGACCUGGCCAAGGUGCUCUUCGCGACCAACUACACGAAGCAGUACCGCCACUCGUACUUCUCCGACUAUUCGAUCCUCGACGUGGCGUCGGGCGAGCUGACGCCGUUGGUCGCGGACCAGGUCGGCGAUAUCCAGUACGCGGAGUUUGCGCCGAAGGGCGACGCCAUCGCUUUCGUGCGCGGCAACAACUUGUUCCUGAACAAGAACGGCGCGAUUUCCCAGAUCACGGAUGACGGCUCGCCCGAUUUGUUCAAUGGCGUGCCAGAUUGGGUGUACGAGGAAGAGAUCUUUGGCGAUCGCUCGGCGAUCUGGUUCUCGCCUGACGGCGAGGUCCUUGCGUACCUUAGCUUCAAUGAGACCGGGGUCGAGACUUUCACGGUGCAGUACUUCAUGAAUAAUCAGGAGAUCGCGCCCGUUUAUCCCCGCCUAUUGGAUUUGAGGUAUCCGAAAGUUGGUACGACGAACCCCACGGUGUCUCUAACUUUGUUGGAGAUCGAGAGCGAGGAGAAGCAGCCAGUACCGAUCGACGCUUUCCCCGCGGACGAUCUGGUGGUUGGUGAGAUCGCUUGGGUCACGUCUGAGCAUAGUAGUGUUAUCUACCGCGCGUUCAACCGCGUACAAGACACGUCGAAACACGUGCGAGUUGAUGUAGGGGAUGAAAUCAAUACCGAGGUUGUCCGGGAAAGAAAUGGCACAGACGGUUGGCUCGAUAACGAUAUGGGCAUCAAGUUCGUUGGACCUGUGAACGGUUCCACGGGAGAUUAUUACAUCGAUGUUUCGGACGAGUCUGGUUGGCAGCACAUUUACCUCUAUGCCGUCAACGGGUCGAACGUCACCGCACUCACUGAGGGAGAGUGGGAGAUAGCGUCUGUUCUCAAGGUUGACAAUGAACGCGAGUUGGUCUACUACACGUCUACCAAAGCUGAUAGCACUGAACGACACAUCUACUCUGUAUCUUACUCGACUUUAGAGUCAAAUGCUCUUGUCGACGAUACGACUCCCGCAGUUUGGAGUGCAUCGUUCAGUUCAGCUGGCGGAUACUACAUUCUCAGCUAUGCUGGGCCCGACGUGCCGUACCAGGAGUUGUAUGGGAUCAACGACACCACGACGCCUCUCCGAACCAUUACGUCAAACGAAGAUCUGUGGAACAAGUUGCAGGAGUACAACUUACCGAACAUCACAUAUUUCUCACUCGAUCAUCCCGACGGGUAUAGUUUAAAUGUGAUGGAAACAUUACCCCCUAAUUUCGACCCCGCCAAGAAAUAUCCGGUCCUCUUCACGCCUUACGGCGGACCGGGAUCGCAAGAAGUGUCUAAAUCAUUCCAGUCAAUAGGUUGGAACGCGUACAUAUCGUCAGACCCGGACCUAGAAUUCAUUCAAUACACGGUCGAUAACCGAGGUACAGGUUUCAAAGGCCGGGCCUUCCGUGCGCUUGUCGCAUCUCAUCUAGGCGAGUUCGAAGCAGCGGACCAGAUUUGGGCUGCGCAGGAGCUAGCCUCUCGGAACUCAUUCAUAGAUGCGGAGAAGGUCGGAAUUUUUGGGUGGUCAUAUGGUGGGUAUCUAUCAGCGAAAGUCGUAGAGGCAGACUCGGGAGUGUUCACCCUGGGUCUCAUCGUGGCACCUGUGAGCGACUGGCGCUUCUACGACAGUAUGUAUACGGAGCGGUACAUGAAGACGUCGCAGAUGAACCCGGAAGGAUAUAACAACUCGGCGGUGCGCAAGCCCGACGGCUUCAAAAACAUUGCCGGUGGCUUCUCUAUUCAACACGGCUUGGGCGAUGAUAAUGUCCAUUAUCAGAACACCGCAGCCCUCUUGGAUCUACUUGUGGGGGCCAACGUGUCUCCGGCAAAAAUGCAAUGGCGCGUAUUUACUGACAGCGAUCAUGGCAUUUCGUAUAACGGCGCCUCUACAUAUUUGUACAAGUUUCUGACAGAUCUAUUGUACCGGGAGAAAAUAAGGACAAGCGGAGGCCUAGUUCAUCAGUGGACGAGAAGGGCAAAGUCGUGGUUGGCGGGUGAGCAAUGAGAAGUUAUGUAAAACAUCAAUAGUUCAUUAAUAGUUCAUAAAUAGGAUAUAUCUACUAAUUUAAAUAACAU
This is a messenger RNA of Annulohypoxylon truncatum, 2697 nucleotides long. Its product is annotated as dipeptidyl peptidase IV N-terminal region-domain-containing protein. Lineage: Eukaryota; Fungi; Ascomycota; Sordariomycetes; Xylariales; Hypoxylaceae. Gene Ontology annotation, molecular function: serine-type peptidase activity; dipeptidyl-peptidase activity. The record is from RefSeq and is a predicted model, not a curated record. The transcript has a single exon. The coding region runs from base 284 to 2626 and encodes 780 amino acids. Gene Ontology annotation, biological process: proteolysis.